Molecule: messenger RNA, 5311 nt
Organism: Mastomys coucha (southern multimammate mouse)
Lineage: Eukaryota; Metazoa; Chordata; Mammalia; Rodentia; Muridae
Gene: Fbf1
Product: Fas binding factor 1
Exons: 30
Coding region: 798-4304 (1168 amino acids)
Biological process (GO): cilium assembly; establishment of epithelial cell polarity
Cellular component (GO): centriole; ciliary transition fiber; ciliary basal body
Source: RefSeq, a predicted model, not a curated record
AGCAACUCUCGGAGCAUCCAACUGACACCUUGCCCCUUUGCGGGGCACGCUGGGAGAUGUAGUCCUUCCCUGCACCUCCUCUGGUUCAGCCCGCGAGCGGCGGACUACAGGCCCUAGAAUCCUCCACACCACCUUUUAUUUGAGGCCGGAGACAGCGAGGUGGGACUGUCGCCGGCGCAGAGGUGGUAGGCCUGGCGGAACCGAGCGGACUGAGUGGAGUCGGAACUCUGGGAUUUGGUUGGGCUGGGUUUCCGUGGCCUUGUUUCUGAAAGGACCGCUCUUAACAGGGACCCUAGGGAUUAGGGAGAAGCGCGGCUGUGUCUGGAUUCAAACGGGAUGGGCGCGCCGGGGAUGGAACAUUGAGGGGCACCAUGCCUGGCCUGGCGCCACACUCCCGGACCCGCUGUGGCUGAGGGGCGGGCUCGCGAAUUUUAAAAUGCCUUCGUGGAGUUGGUUGAAUAUGUGAAGACAUGACGUUAUUCUGGAACAGUUUGGCCCUUACAAGCCGUCCCUAGAAAAUGUACCCUCCCUCCGCCCCCGUCUGGGAAGCUGCUAAGGAAUGCAUAGGAGAUAUCAGGAGCUCUUUGAUGUGACAUGAAUGAAAACUCGUUUGGACUAGUAGGCCGCUAAAGUUGCCAUUGCACAGGAGAAACACAAGCAUUCCCCUGUGUCCACAACCCCAGAUACACUUUGCAUUUUAAUUAGAGGCUAGGCACACCAAGAAGACAGAUGAAUGCUGCAGCUGCCUUUCUACCUAGGCAUGUGAAGGAAGAUGAACUUGCUGGGCAAGGAUACAUAUGACUGGACAGUGCUGUGAGGAGCUACAGAAAGCCCCAAAGCCCAGAAUGGCACUGAGAACCAAGAGAGGAUUGAAAGGGUCCAUUGAUGAUGUCCUUGGUGACCUCCUGGGAGAUGACACAACACUGCUUGAGAAGUCUGUUGAGCCAGCUUCACAUGCAAAAGACACAGCGAGCUCACCUCGGUGGCCUUCUACAAAGGCAAAGCUCCUCCUGAAGGACAGCGUUGAUGGACUGGCAGGAGCUGAUGCUGAGGUCUCCAGCGCCUCGGAUGCAGAUCCCCAGGUCUUCUUGCAGAACAUGAAGGACUUGGACAGCAUGGAUGAUGAUCUCUUUGGUCGGAUGAAGUCUCACCCACCCUCCGGCAAAGGAACUGCAAAGGGUUCUAGGAAAGAAGGACCUAGCAAUCCCAAGCCUGCUGGCACAUUAACAGCUAAUGAGAAAGGGGACACCAUUAGCACCACUAAGAAGCCGCCACCAUCUUCCAGCAGGUGUGGGCUUCCGUAUAAGAAGUUUUCCUUUGAAGACUUUGAAGACCCGCUGGCAGGACUUCUCUCUGAUGAGGAGGAAGGAACUGCCCAGAAGCUGCCUUCAAUGGAGAGUAAACUUGCUCCCAAGAGCCCGCACACGGCUGCAGGCCAAGGUCCCUCUGUUCCUCUAACUCCUGGGGACACGCCCAUCCGGAAGAAAGAACUGCUCUUUGAUGAAGGGGACGACAUCAUGACUACCCUGGGCUUUGAAGACAGCCCCAAGGCGGAGAGGAAGAAGAUGGGAGAUCAGGAAGGGCCCCUCCCUGCUCGCUCCAAGCUGGAUGAACUGCUGGGUCGAGGCACAGCUGCCAAGCUCCUUACUCGCCCAGGCACUGGGGAACGCAGAGAGUUCAAGUUAGACAAGAAGUAUCAGAAGCCAGAGGACAAAGAAGACAGCUGGGAUGGCGAAAUCGUCUCCUUUGGGGCUUACCAGCCUACCGUGGCCUCCUCUGAGGGCCGCCAAUCCCGCAGGCAGUCAGUCAGCAGGUUCUUGGGAGAAGGUGGCCCAGACCCUAAGGGAGAAAGCCUAAGCUUCCAACAGAGCCCUCCCCCAGCCUCCAGCCCUGUCCACCCCAGGAAAGGAGGAGCUGACUGGUUAGGCCUUAAGGACGAGGAUCUGGACCUUCCGUCUCCCUCUCCUGUUCAAAAGACCCAACAGGAAGACCCAGCCAUGACACACUCUCUCCUGCCUCCCCAAAACCAGCCCUCAGCCCCAGAGCCACAGUCCACCCCAACUGGACUUCUCUCACCAGCAAAGCCACCAGCCAGGGGCGCCAGGCCCUCCGUCAAAGCCAGCCUGGCCUCCUCACUGAAAGCAUCUGAGGAGAAAGAAGACGACUGGCUGAGCCAUGUCAUAUCUCAGAAGAAAUCCCAGAAUCUAGCCAGAGAAGAGCGUACUGGGCCUUCUAAGGAUCUGACCUCCCUGGGGUCACUGAGUCAGACCCCUUCUAGCAGCCUGCCUGUUGCUGGCACUCAAGUCCUUGAGCAGGCCACUGCUGGAGAAGCCUCGAGACCAACUACACAAGGAAUCGAAGCUGUCAGGCCUGGUGUCACAGGGUCCUCCAUGAGUUGGAACCAAGCCACUACUGUUCUCCCUGUAGAUGACCCCAAGAGAGGAGCAGCCUCUGCCUCUGGGGACUUCUCUAGCAGAGAGCCUGCAGUUUACAUUCCGCAUUCCCAGGAACCUACAGGGCUCUCUGUGCCUAUCCAGACCCUCCUCCCAGAGUCCAUGAUGCAGAGUCUGCUGCCAGGCUCAGGGUACCAGAAGCAGCUCCUGGCUGCCCAAGGGCAGCUUCAGAGUAGCACUGCCCAGCUUCAGGUUGAGCUGCUGCAGAGCCAGACCAAGCUGUCAGAGCUGGAGGCCCAGGUGCGGAAGUUGGAGCUGGAGCGGUCCCAGCACAGGAUGCUGCUGGAGAGUUUGCAGCAGCGGCACCAGGCAGACCUGGAGCUCAUUGAGGAUGCACACAGAAGCCGUAUCAAGGUGCUGGAAACAUCGUACCAGCAGCGGGAGGAGCAGCUCCGCAGAGAGAAGGAGGUGCUGUCAGCUCAGCAUGCAUCCUAUUGCCGGGAAGCUGAGCAGGCCAAGGCUGAGCUCAUCGCCCAGCACCAGCGGCAGAUGGCCGCAGCUGAACAGGAGAAGGGCCAGGAGGUUGCACGGCUUCGGGAGCUUCAGCAGGCAUCCAUCCUGGAGAUGCGCAAGGACCAUGAGCACCAGCUACAGCGGCUGAAGAUGCUGAAGGACCAAGAGAUCGAUGCCGUCACCAGUGCUACCUCCCAUACUCGGUCCCUGAACGGCAUCAUUGAGCAGAUGGAGAAGUUUUCCAGCAGCUUGAACUCACUGUCCUCCCGUGUGGAGGCCUCACACCUUACCACCUCACAGGAACGAGAGUUGGGGAUCCGGCAACAAGACGAGCAGUUGCGAGCUCUGCAGGAGCGGCUGGGCCGGCAGCAGCGAGACAUGGAGGAAGAGCGUAGCAGGCUACAGGAGGUCAUCGGGAAGAUGGAAGUGCGCCUGAGUGAGCAGAGCCGGCUCCUGGAACAGGAACGCUGGCGGGUGGCUGCUGAGAAGUCCAAGGCAGAGUCAGCCCAACGCACUCUGGAGGAGCAGAGGAAGAUCAUGGUCCAGCAGAUCGCCAUGGAGAGGGAGGAGCUGGAGAGAGCCAAGAGCGCCUUGCUAGAGGAGCAGAAGUCAGUCAUGAGUAAGUGUGGAGAGGAGCGGCGGCGCCUGGCGGCCGAGUGGGCUGAGUAUUUCACUCAGCAGAAGCUGAGUAAGGAACGGGCCGAACGCGAGGCCGAGAGGGCGAUGCACGCAGACUCCCAGCGAGAGGGGUCCAUCAUCAGCCUGACCAAGGAGCAGGCAGAGCUGACAGUCAGGGCCUGUGAGCUUCGGGCGAAAGAGGAGAAGCUGCUUGCUGAGAGGGAGGCUCUGGAGAGAGAGCGCCAAGAGCUCCGACUGGAGAAGGACAGGUUACACAAAGCCAGCCUGCGCCUCCAGGCCCGUGCACAGGAGGUGGAGCACAUGAGUAAGGUAGCCUCCAAGAGGUAUGAGGAGGGUGAGCAGGCCUUGCAGGAGGCCCAGCGGAUGCAGACUGAGCAGCAGGGCCGGCUGCAGGUGGUCCAGCGGCAGCAGGAGUGGCUGCGGCAGCAGGAGCAGCGUGUGCACCAGGAGCACCUGAGCCUGGCUCAGCAGAGGCUGCAGCUGGACCGUGUGCGGCAAGAAGUGCCUUCUAGCCUUCCAGGGCUGCCCGCCAGAGUUCAGGGCCCAGCAGCCCCCAGCCGGGAUGCUGUCCAGGCCCCUGCUUCCACCACUCCUCGGUGUAGCCAGCCAGCUGCUGCCCAGGUGCCCACACACCUUUUUGCCAAGCUGCUGCUGCUAAAGCAUACAGCAGAAGAGGACCACGACUUCUUGGAGAAUGAACAGUUCUUCCUGGAGACCCUGAAGAAGGCACCCUACAAUACAGCGUACCAUUCUGCCUGACAGCGCCACUGCCUCCUAAGCGAUUGUCCGGCCAUGGAGCUCUCGCCCACUGCUGACCAGCUCCCAUCUCCAUGGGAGAGGCUCCUAGGAAAGCGGAAAGCACGCACUGCCCAGAGCCUGAUUACAACAACUUCUUGUAAGGACAGGGUACCUGUGUGUUCUUCCCAGGCGCUCUGACCUGCAGCUUAGCGGCAGCAGUCCUCCCCAGGGAGCACUGACAGUAGGACUGUCUUAGCACCCGUCGCCCACUCUUGUCUCAGAGUAAGAUCCCAGCCCAUCACCGCCGUCCACACAGCCACGUUAUGCCUGGGCUACUUUUGAGGCAGGGGCAUAUUUCAGGGCAGUAGGGUUACACACCAUCAACAGCCUUUACUUUCAAUGAGAGAGAUCCUUUGAAUGGGAAUAGGGAGAAGGGCCUUCUAGCUGAGUGAGUGGGAGGCCUGGCCAGGGAUAAGGAUGGCACUGUGCAGGGGCGCACCAUGCCCGGAUGGAUUCUUGGACUUCAGUGUAUUGGGCUUCAUUUAGCACUUCAGCUCACCCUCAGGUAGCUCACACACAGUCCCAUUACUUCACUGACCAGCGAACUCAGCAGCGACACUGGCUUCUUCCACCCUCUCCAAGUCCCCGGCAGAGGUGGGGUGGGGAGCUGUAGGAGUGGACGGGUGUGCGCAGAAGCAGAGGAGGAAGGGAGAUUGUGAGAGCUAGAGACUCUGCCUGGGGCUGGGCUGCUCCUCCUCCAGGAUCUAGUGUGUCAAGACCCUCUUCUAGUAGGGGGUAUCAGGAGAGGGGCUUUGGAGGGGAAAUGACCCAGCAGACCUAGGACUACACAGCAGCUCCCAUUCAGAGCACUUCCUCCCGUCCCACCUGAGAGAGGGUGUCCACAGUAGCUGGUGGGAAAAUGAGGGGCAUGCCAGCGGGUAAGGCACCGCUGCUCUGCGUUUCAGAACCUCUCCUGGAGGACCUGCAACCUUGAUAAUCCGACCCAUUAAACUGUUGUAUUCUUUCAA